Molecule: messenger RNA, 5085 nt
Organism: Phyllostomus hastatus (greater spear-nosed bat)
Lineage: Eukaryota; Metazoa; Chordata; Mammalia; Chiroptera; Phyllostomidae
Gene: ZNF395
Product: zinc finger protein 395
Exons: 11
Coding region: 296-1810 (504 amino acids)
Biological process (GO): regulation of transcription by RNA polymerase II
Cellular component (GO): nucleus
Molecular function (GO): RNA polymerase II cis-regulatory region sequence-specific DNA binding; DNA-binding transcription factor activity
Source: RefSeq, a predicted model, not a curated record
AGGGCUGCCGGAGCGGAGCCGGGUGGUGGGCCGCGCCGGGUGGGUGGGCAGGGGCGGCGGCAGCUGCAGCCCAGACCCGAGCUGAGCUGUCCAAGCCGGAGCUGUCCGGCCCGCGCUGCUGCUGGUGGCGGGGCGAGGGCCAUUUCUCAGAGGAAUCAAUCUCUAGGAAGAGGAGCUCGGUGACUCCGAAACACCAAGGCGCUGUUAGAAAGAACUGCAUUGCCUCGUCAAAGCCUCAGGUCAUCCCGUGGAGUAGGAGCCCUUGUCUUCUUCACUUCAGAGGAACGUUAGCAGCAUGGCCAGCGUGCUGUCCCGGCGCCUCGGCAAACGGUCCCUCCUGGGAGCCCGCGUGUUGGGACCACCCGGGGCUGCCCCACCACCGGAGCCUCAGGCAGAGCUGCUGGAGGCUGUGGCUCCCCAGUCCUUCUACGCUUCCAAGGACACUUCCUGUCAGGAGCAGCCCAAGGAAGUCCUCAAGGCUCCCGCUGCCUCAGGCCUCCAGCAGGUGGCCUUUCAGCCCGGGCAAAAGGUGUACGUGUGGUACGGGGGUCAGGAGUGCACAGGACUGGUGGAGCAGCAUAGCUGGGCAGAGGAUAAGGUGACUGUCUGGCUGCUGGACCAGAAGUUACAAAUCUGCUGCAAAGCGGAGGAGGUGUGGCUGGCUGAGCUGCAGGGCGCCCUUCCCCAGGUGCCCCUUCCGGAGCAGGGAGCCCAACAGGUGCAAGCCUACAGGCCUGUCUCCAGGAACAUUGACGUCCCAAAAAGGAAGUCCGACGCGGUGGAAAUGGACGAGAUGAUGGCGGCCAUGGUGCUGACGUCCCUGUCCUGCAGCCCCGUCGUGCAGAGUCCUCCUGGGGCAGAGGCCAACUUCUCUGCUUCCCGCGCGGCCUGUGACCCAUGGAAGGAGAGCGGCGAUGUGUCGGACAGCGGCAGCAGCACCACCAGCGGACACUGGAGCGCGAGCAGCGGUGUUUCCACCCCCUCGCCCCCCCACCCGCAGGCCAGCCCCAAGUACCUGGGGGACGCCUUUGGUUCUCCCCAGACUGAUAAUGGAUUUGAAACUGACCCGGAUGCUUUCCUGUUGGAUGAACCAGCUCCACGUAAAAGAAAGAACUCCGUGAAGGUGAUGUACAAGUGCCUGUGGCCAAACUGUGGCAAAGUUCUGCGCUCGAUUGUGGGCAUCAAGCGGCACGUGAAAGCCCUCCACCUGGGAGACUCCGUGGACUCUGACCAGUUCAAGCGGGAGGAGGAUUUCUACUACACAGAAGUGCAGAUGAAGGAGGAAGCUGCUGCCGCUGCUGCUGCUGGCACCCCCACUGCUGACUCAGCCCCCACCUCCAGUGUGACCAGCCCGCCCCUCGCAAUCCUUCCACCACCUCCUCCCAAAGCCCAGACCUCGGGCCCAGAACACCCCGGCCUGGAAUCUUACCUGCCCUCUGGUGCUCUCAGCAAGUCAGCUCCUGGCUCCUUCUGGCACAUUCAGGCCGACCAUGCAUACCAGGCCCUGCCGUCCUUUCAGAUCCCCGUCUCGCCACACAUCUACACCAGUAUUAGCUGGGCUGCCGCCCCCUCCACCACCUCUUCCCUCUCUCCGGUCCGGAGCCGGUCGCUAAGCUUCAGCGAGCCCCAGCAGCCAGCACCUGCCAUGAAAUCUCACCUGAUUGUCACUUCUCCACCCCGGGCCCAGAGCAGCACCAGGAAGGCCCGUGGGGAGGCUAAGAAGUGCCGCAAAGUGUACGGCAUCGAGCACCGGGACCAGUGGUGCACCGCCUGCCGCUGGAAGAAGGCUUGCCAGCGCUUCCUGGACUGAGCCCCUCCCACCGGCUCCUUCCCUUUGCUCCUGGCCCUGAUGGCCGCCAGGUGACAAAAGGCAGACCUGUGAGCCCUCAGCAGACACCUGCAGAGAACGAAUGGACCCUGGGAGUUUGGGCUCAGUUGGUUAAGGUUUAAUACUUCAAACCUUUUUCCCUCCCUCGUGGGAACAUUUUAUUUUUUUAAAAAAAGAAAUGAACAUAUUUUUUUUUCCCUCAAAUAGGAGAGAGCCAAAACUGACCAAGGGUAUUCUGCAGCGAACGGAGACCAAAGAAUUAAUUAGCCUCUCUUUCCCAUAUCCCCUCUCUCCAGGGGAUUUAGUUUGUAAGCCUCAGAAGAAGGAACAGCUCAUUCUGUUUCCUGCUGAGCUGGUGAAUUCUUUGCUUUCUCAACUGGUCCAGAAGGGACUGUGAGCAAGAUGGAUUUACUUUUCUUUCAAAAAACAUUUCUGGCUAAUGACUCAGAGCAGGGCCCACCUGGAUGGGGUGGGAAGAGUUGGGGUAUCUGGGCGCUUUUGAAGGUGCAGUUGGCCCUUCUCCCCCUGAAUCUGGAGAAUGGAAAUCGUGUUCUCAGCUGGCAGCCUCCCUGGAAGUCAAAGGAAAAGCUCUGGGGACAACCAUUUGAAUCUGGGUCCCCUCAGAUGCUGAGUGGUGUCCCAACACAUAUUGUGUGGCUUCUGAAAGCCCAGACUAGCAGGGUUUUAAAGACUGGCCCCAAUAACUGAGCCAAAAGGCUAAUAUGAAUUCACUUUUUGAAACAUGGCAGUAAAACACUACCUUGAUUUUCUUUCCUCUUUUCUCGAGGGAAAAAAAGCGAGAGGGUUUUGGCGGCUGUGGGAGCUCUCUCCUGUUAUCCGUGGCAUGGAAAUACAGCAUCUCUGCAACACUUUGUUUUCUUUUCGGACGGUGUAUUUGGAAGCCUUUAGCUGAUUAAAGUUCCCUUUUAUUUGGGUGGUAGGUUGUGCUUUGUCUCUGGUUUCACCGGGAUUUCCCCACUUCCCUCCCAAGGCUGCAGGCGGGGCUGGUGGGGAAGGAGUGAGAAGAGCGCGGAUAGGUAGGUAGGUAAGUGGCAGCUUGCCCCCACUGAGAUGGAAGGAGUUGACAGUCUCUCAUUGUUUGACGGGCUCACCUUCCCCUUUGGGAGCAAGAAGAUCUCCCUUAGGUGACGGGUAGGACAGGGCUCUUCAGUCAAGGCAAGAGCCUUCUGGACUUUGGCCAGUGUCAGUCCAGUCUGGGUGACGGGGAGGGUCACUGCGAUGUGUUGGAACCUUCCCGGACCCGCUGAGGGCCCUGCUGCCUGAAGGCAGGAUGAAGAAGGUUAAAGAGAGUGCUGAGGAAAUAGAGUGAGGGGCCUGGGGUUGGGUUCACAGCUCCUGGCGCUCCAGCCCCCGGUGUUCCUGGAGGUCUCGGGAGUGGAGGGGAGCCCGGACUGCAUUGCUCGGGAGCACAGCUGGUCUUGUGGGGAAGGAGAGAGAUGUGUGGGGCAUAAUGCCUUGCUGGCCAGUGGCAGAUUGGGAGGGGUGAGCUGGGUCCUGAGGGCACGUGUGUGUUUUGGAGCAUCACAGUAACUGCGGGGACCCCUUGGGGCCUGUGUGACCGGGACCACUGGUGCCCAGCUGCCUUGGACCUAUGUGCUCGGUCUCAGGGGCCCAGGGAGCCCCACCACGCCACCUCUCUGGGGACUGAACAGCAGCAUCCACCCUUUGGCUUUCACUGAGGUCCAGGUGGAAGUACCUGGCAAUUGGAAGCCUACGUCUUUCAGUCUGAGACAGGUGGAGUGUAGAAAACCUGCCCACUGAUGAAGAGGGAGGGGUGCGGUUUGUGAAGGGUGAUGGGGACCUGGGUUUGGCGACUGAAGGGAAAGACAGUUCUGCACAGGUGUCUUUGGUGGUGAUGGGCUGUAUUUUUACAACUUAGUGAAAAAACACAUGUGGAAGCUGUCCCUCGGUAAAGCUCAAAUCCAGGCCAGCAAAAGGCGCCCGGGGUUCUUCCUCCUGUCCCUUCAGCCUCCCUGAGAAUUAAAAGUGGAUAGCAGUCCGUUGCUUGUCCCCACCCUGCUCACUUCCCACGCUGUCCGUUGUCAGGUCUGGAGGAGGGGAGGGGGCGUUUGAGACACAGGGGCUCGGCCCGGCAGUCCCUUCCCUUCCCCGGGAGCAGAGCUCUUGCCGAGUCUUGUCUUUAGAAAAGCUGUUUUUAUUUUCCCUCUCGGUUUGGAUCGUGUAGAUAUAACUGGAUAUACAGAUUUUCUUUAAGGGAGGUAGGCUGUUCAUGUCCUUGGCACACAAGGCAGAAAAGGAAGGGAGAAAGAAGAAAUUGACAAAAGAGUGGAAAAACUGAGGUGGAUUUAUUUUUUUUUUAAUGUUUUGUUUUGGUGCGGCUUCCCUUUGUGCAUCUGUUCCGCUCUUCUUUUUGGUGGCGGUGGCUUCCCUGGCUCCCCUCGUCCCUCCCCUCCGUCUCGUGGCUGUUGUGUUGGUUCUUGACGUGUGGUCUGUCCUUGGGGUCACCCCAUUCAUUUCCUCUCGGAGGGUGGGGGUGGUUUGUGGACUGAUCCAGCGAUCACGCCUGUUGUUUUCAUCUGUUUCUCUCUCCCUACUUCCCAGCCCACCUGGGCAGCAGAACCUGAUGGAAGGUAAGAUGCCCAUUUGAAACUAACAGGGCCGAUUGUCAGAAGCAGUUAUCUUGGGAAACUUCAGGCCAGUGGUGUUGCCCUUAGUCAACACAUUUCUUGGAAUGACUUUGGGAGCCUGCGGUGCCUACUGGGUCCAGCCCCACUGAUGCCGCCUCUGCACCAGGCUCCAUUAGCCCAGAGCGAGACCCCACGUGUCGGUGGUCCGGCGAGGUCCCAGGUGCAAAGCACCGCACUGAUAAGUGGGUGAAAGGGCUUGGCCGUGCAGGCGAUGCCACAGUUUCAGAGAGUGCUCUGGGCGAUGUCCACGUUGUAAUACUAAGCCUCUGUAGCUCGACUACUUGAAGGGCAUGAUUAAUUUAGAUGUGGAAGCUCUCAUUUGUUUGAAGAAAUCUGUCCUGUUACUUUCUGGUCCUCUCAGGUUCUGACUUUACCAGGGGGGUGAAAGAGAGAGAGGGAGAGAGAGGGAGGGAGGGAGAUAAAUCCCAAAUCCCAUCUGUGAAUUUGUCUUAUUGGCGCCUUUUCCCCCAGCUGUCUUCCAAGUAUUAUUUUUACUGUUAAAAAGUUUUUUUUUAAUGUGAAAUGUAAUGUUUUUACAACAACAAUAUGAAAUAUAUUUUAUAAGGAAUAAAAUGGUACCUUGUCUGA